Scatophagus argus is the source of this 5546-nucleotide messenger RNA. RefSeq names its product transcription factor COE1-A-like. The transcript is spliced from 17 exons. Bases 599 to 2395 code for a protein of 598 amino acids. Lineage: Eukaryota; Metazoa; Chordata; Actinopteri; Scatophagidae. Gene Ontology annotation, biological process: regulation of transcription by RNA polymerase II. Gene Ontology annotation, molecular function: DNA-binding transcription factor activity, RNA polymerase II-specific; RNA polymerase II cis-regulatory region sequence-specific DNA binding. The record is from RefSeq and is a predicted model, not a curated record.
GUCCUUUGGGAAGAGUCGCAGAGAGUUUUCCUCAGAGAGGGAGCGGAGUGGCGAGAGCUCGGGAGUCGACAGGAAGCUGCGCUGGUCUGGACACCAAAGACCCCAUCGCGUCCCGGACCACUGGGCUGAGAGAGAAGACGAGAAAGCGAGGAGCGAAAAGAGGAAGAAAGAAGUGUCAGAUGAUGAUGACAUCUGAUCUGGGUGAUAGUUGAUCUCUCUUUUCUGCCUGACAGCGUAAACUGCGGAUGUCUAAGCCCACCAGGAGUGACUUUUUGACACCUUUUCACACCGUCCGCGUCCUGCCUUCCUUCUGGAGAUUUAAAUCCGUGCAUUAAGUGUUUGUACAUUUUGGAUUCUACUAUUUCCACGUGAUAUCGUCUUUGUUUUAGCACAAACUCCUCAGGACAAUAAAUAAUCGCUCGAUUUUUCUUUUUUCUUUUUUUUUUUUUUAUUUUUGGCGAAGCUCAAGCAGCAGCAACGAGCGCAGCCACGUUACUCCUCUUGAAUCCGAGUGAAGGAUCUUGAGAACAAGUGCACAGCUCAGGAGGGGACAGACCGAGAAACAGACGGACAGGCAUCGAGCUACGGGGAUUUGUUAAUGUUUGGGAUCCAAGAGAGCAUCCAGAGGAGCGGCAGCAGCCUGAAAGAGGAGCCGCUGGGAGGCAUGAACGCUGUCCGGAGCUGGAUGCAAGGGGGCGGCGUGCUGGACGCCAACACUGCCGCCCAAAGUGGAGUGGGACUGGCCCGGGCUCACUUUGAGAAGCAGCCGCCCUCCAACCUGCGCAAGUCCAACUUCUUCCACUUCGUCCUGGCUCUGUACGACCGGCAGGGUCAGCCGGUGGAGAUCGAGAGAACCAACUUCGUGGACUUCAUCGAGAAAGAGAAGGAGACGAGCGGAGAGAAGACCAAUAACGGGAUUCAUUACCGGCUGCAGCUUCUUUACAGUAACGGCAUCAGAACAGAGCAGGACUUUUAUGUUCGACUCAUAGACUCCAUGACUAAACAGGCGAUUGUUUAUGAAGGCCAAGACAAGAACCCAGAGAUGUGCAGAGUGCUGCUGACACAUGAGAUCAUGUGCAGUCGGUGCUGUGACAAGAAGAGCUGCGGGAACCGUAAUGAGACACCCUCAGACCCUGUUAUCAUCGACAGAUUCUUCCUCAAGUUUUUCCUCAAGUGCAACCAGAACUGUCUAAAAAAUGCAGGAAACCCACGGGACAUGAGGAGGUUCCAGGUGGUGGUAUCGACUACGGUGAGCGUGGAGGGCCACGUCCUGUCAGUCUCUGACAACAUGUUCGUCCACAACAACUCCAAACACGGCCGACGAGCCCGCAGACUCGACCCUGUGGAAGGAACGCCGUCUUACCUAGAACACGGAGCACCUCCCUGCAUCAAAGCCAUCAGUCCCAGUGAGGGGUGGACUACGGGGGGCGCCACUGUCAUCAUCAUAGGGGACAACUUCUUCGAUGGUCUCCAAGUCAUCUUUGGUACCAUGCUGGUCUGGAGCGAGUUGAUUACGCCGCAUGCUAUCCGGGUGCAGACGCCUCCCAGGCACAUCCCCGGGGUCGUAGAGGUCACUCUGUCUUACAAGUCCAAACAGUUCUGCAAAGGCACACCGGGAAGGUUCAUAUACACAGCACUGAAUGAGCCAACCAUCGACUACGGUUUCCAGAGGCUUCAGAAGGUCAUCCCUCGGCACCCCGGGGACCCUGAGAGGCUGCCAAAGGAGGUUAUUUUGAAGAGAGCAGCCGAUCUGGUUGAAGCCCUUUAUGGUUUGCCCCAUAACAACCAGGAGAUCAUCCUGAAACGUGCAGCGGACAUUGCAGAAGCUCUCUACAGCGUUCCACGAGGACACACCCAGCUGUCCGGCUCCACACACAGUGGCAUGAUGGGGGUGAACUCCUUCACCGGGCAGCUGUCCGUCAACGUCUCCGAACCCACACAGGCCAAUCAGGGUUUCGUGCGCAGCAGCAGUAGUGUGUCACCUCAUGGUUACGUGCCCAGCACCACGCCUCAGCAGACCAGUUACACCUCAGUUACCAGCACCAUGAACGGCUAUGCUAACAACACCGGCAUGACCAACUUGGGAGGCUCGCCCACUUUCCUCAACGGCUCUGCGGCCAACUCGCCUUAUGCUAUUGUCCCAUCUAGUCCCACCAUGGCUUCCUCCACCUCUCUCCCCUCCAACUGCUCCUCCUCUUCUGGCGUCUUCUCCUUCUCUCCGGCCAACAUGGUGUCAGCGGCCGUCAAGCAGAAGUCCGCCUUCGCUCCAGUGGUCAGGCCUUCCUCCUCGCCUCCGCCCUCCUGUACCAGCGCCAACGGGCUCCAAGAUCAAACAUUUGUGGACUCUAGCAAGUACUCAACCGCCAGCUCCCUACAAGGCCUGGCCUUCACCUGAACAAUCCCGGGAAUGAUCGUCCCACCCAUGUAAAGGUGUGAGUGCAUGACUGUGUGUGUGUGUGAGUGUGUUUGUGUGCGUGCAUGCGUGCGUGUGUGUUUGUGUGCGAGUUGAAUCAAGCACACUCACACCGAUCCUGGCGGAGGAUUUCGGUGUGAGUCAGACUCCAGUCGGGGAUGGAAGCAGCUGUCCUGAUCUGAAGGAACAAACCCAACUCAGGCCCUUUCUAACACAAAAACAACUCCAAGAAAACAGAUGAAAAACAAAAAAAAAAAAAUCAACAAAAAAAUAUAUAAGACUGUUUGCGAGGAAAUAAGUUGUUUAGACUUUGUACACCUUGAUGCUUUUAUAGGAGAACGGCCACACCUACAUUAUGACUCUCCACGGACACAGGAAGUGUAUUUAUUUUGGAGAGAACCCACUUUUUCCCUUGAGUGAUUGUUGAUUUGUUUCGUUUCUUUUCAUGCAACAGUUAACUUGUGAUAAUCAUCUUCUAACUGUAUCUCACACGAAGGGAUUUUCUAUUUAUGAAGUUCGGUCAUUAAUGAAGGAAUAUAAUGUGAAGAAUGCCUGAGGGUGAUGAUGAUGAUGAUGGGUAAAAGCAAUGCUGAUGAUGCAGUCAUACAGGGUCAGAUCCAGCCAACACAGACAAGCCAAAUCAGAUGCACAUACAGUACUUUCACUUUGCCAAAUCCACGCCACCAUUUCAGCACAAACGCUUCACUUCUUCUGCAUUGGAUCACUCAGCUGUCUGUGAAUGAAUCCACAGUUUUAGUCAUUCGAGAAAGAAAGAUGUUUACUUUAACUGGCUUUAAAUUUACCUACACUGCAGCUCCAGCGUGGUAAAUUUUCUAGACAGACAAAAGCAGUCUUUCAGCCAAGAGAGAAAGAAAAUUCAGUCAUUUAACAAGCCAAAAGGAAUUCAUUGCCACCAGUGCAGCGUUAAUUCAGAAUAGAUUUGACCGUAAAAAGGCCAUAAAUGUCAUAAACUCCUUCCCCAGAGAGGAGUGUGUGAUCACUGGGUGCCAACAGUAGCUUCACUUUUGAGGGUUUGAUCCAACAAUUCUGCCACCGAGUCCGUCCAUCGGCCCUGUUGCCAUAUAAUGUGUUUUAAAAUCAGACACAGCGACCGCAGUAAGAGGGAGAACAUGUCUUAAAGACUGAUGCCUUUUUGACUUUGAUUUUGUUGUGUGAGAGUUGCCUUCUCAAAUUUUUGUCUUAAAAUAUAAAUCCUUAUUUUUGUUUUGCUUUUCUUUUUGGUUUGCCGUGUUGUUAAUAUUUUUACUGUGAUUAGCCGGCCAAUCAGAUUGUGUUUCCUUUGUUACACGCCCACUCAUCUGUGACUGACAAAUUGUAGUGGGGAAAUUAUCCAACGGUGUGUCUUAAAUGCUGCGCUGCAAAGAAUGUCAAGUCUCUUCAGCUAAAUUUCACUUUGUGAAAACACUCUUUUUCAACUCUGCCCUUGAAUUCAGUUAAUUUGCCUAAAACUUGCAUUCAGUUUUGCACUUCUUUAGAGGUAAAGACGAAGUAAGUGAAUGUGAAAGACAAAAAUACAUUUUUGCAGCGCAGGACAAUUAGCCAGCGAGAUGUCUUAAAUACUGGUGAAUGAGAAAAGUAGCUGAUGGUUUGUUGUCACUGCUCCCUCAGCCCAGCAGCCCACACAGCUCAGAGUGUGUGCUUCAACAGUCUUAAUUCAGUUGUGAUGGUGUUAAUUUUGCCAAAGUCCUUACUUGAGACAUGGAUGCCUCAAAGGUCUUAUGCCACAUCUGUCAAUGCUUCUUGUCUUUUCUCAUAAGCUGUGUAUGAAUGCCAUAUGUACAACUGUCAGACCUGCAGCCGGCAGUUUGAUUGCUUGUUUGUCAUUCAGGUUGAUGAUAUUUGCCACAAAUAUGAAAUAUCUGAAAGUGAAUUUGGAUUCUAACUAGCGCUAAUCAUGUGCUGACACAGUAAAUCCAUCUCAUCUGAUAAACAGGAAUCAUUUAUAACUCCUGCCUGAGGGGAUCUGCCUGGAUGUUGUGCUCAAAAAGGGGGAAUAAGCAUCCUUCAGGCUUUAAAUUCAAGCUAAAUUGGUGAAAGCCAGAAGUUAGUAGCAUCAGUGACUAAGGUUUAUGGCCUGUCGUUUAAGCUGUAAACAAAAAUUGUGAUGAGCCAUUAACGUUUUCCAUUCGACGGUAAAUUAAAUUUCUUUAGAAAACUGUUUGAGUGAUUUGCUGAAAAAAUCUCACACCUUUGAAGUUGUUGAGAUGUGUUCCUCACUUGCUUUGUUUCUCCUGUCUAAGGAUUUGAAUGUUGCUAAGACAUCUUAUUUGUUUUUGUAUUAUACUGUCUGUUCAUUGAAAGCCAUACUUCCAUUGCUAAUUUCAGUCAAACUAAAAUAAGCCAUGAUGUAAUUUUUAUUUCGUUGUUUUUGUAAGUCAAGCAUCAGGAGGAUGUUUUACAUUCUGUCACAAUGUUGCUUGUAUCAUUGCUAAAUCAUUUUGUUGCAUUAUGUAGGUGUAUGUUUAUUACGACUAUCUGUGUUUGUCUUACAUGUGAUGGAUUCAUUUGGUAAUGAAUGCUCAAAGAGAGAAUCUCUUCCCUGUGUUCUGCAGCCACAUCUCCUGCUUCAGUUUUCUUUUAAUACUCUGUAUGUUUGCCCUCUUUUUCCCCUUUCCUUCACUUUUCCUUUUUUUAAAAAAAAAAAUGAGCCACCUAUUUAUUUGAUCUCAAAUAUGGGUCUGGAGACCACUCUUCUGUUUGCGUCGACUUGUGGGAGUGUCUGAAUGUGUGUCAUCUUUUUUUUCUCUCUCUCUCUCUGAAAUAAAAAUGUGAUGUUUUAAAGCUAAGGGAUGUUUUUUUUUAGUACAUAUAUAAAUACCUGUACAGGAAGGAAUAAGUAGAGGGUUUGGUUGAAGGGAGUAUGAUACGAAGCACUCGUCCAACAGUAGUUAAAAACAUUUAUCAUGGCUUGUCUGCGUUCAGGCUGACAGUGGUGGUCAUCAUUCAUACACACAUUAUCAGCAGUACCAGUGUGGAGGAGACACAGUACAGAGGAAACUACUGUAAAGAUGAUAAUGUUGAGGUUUUUUUUGUUAUUAUUUUAAACUUUGAAGUGUAAAGUAACUUUUUGACUCUCACUAUAUUUAAUUAAAGUUCUUUCUUCUCUGUGAAA